Molecule: messenger RNA, 652 nt
Organism: Impatiens glandulifera
Lineage: Eukaryota; Viridiplantae; Streptophyta; Magnoliopsida; Ericales; Balsaminaceae
Exons: 1
Coding region: 86-637 (183 amino acids)
Cellular component (GO): plasma membrane
Molecular function (GO): protein phosphatase 1 binding; protein phosphatase regulator activity
Source: RefSeq, a predicted model, not a curated record
ACAAGCGAGUGAUAGGCAUGAACGAUAUAGAUAAUCUCCUUCGCAAGUCUGGAGCUGUAAAAUCGAAGCAUCUAAACAGGGGACAAUGUGGCUGACCCAGAAACGAGACUCACUCAUGGUGGUAGCUUCACUAAUAGCCACAAUGGCUUUUCAAGCCGGUGUGAGCCCUCCUGGUGGUGUUUGGCAAGAUAAUUCACCUGAUCAUAGGGCAGGGGAGGCCGUAAUGUCCUACAACUAUGAAGACUCUUACCCGUUCUUCCUUCGGUUCAAUACGAUUGGAUUUGUUGGUUCACUAAGCACGAUUCUGUUGUUAAUCACUGGCUUGCCAUUUAGGAAGAAGUUCAUGAUGUGGCUCUUAGUUUUGAUCAUGUGGGUGACCAUUUCUGCUAUGGCGGUUACUUAUGCAUUCGCUAUAACUGUGGUGACCCCGAAGAAAAGCAGAGGACCUCUUACUAACACGAUUGUGGUUGGUGUGAUUGUGUGGGGAGGGGUUAUGUUUUUGCUCCUUUUAUGGCAUAGUCUUGUUUUCCUAAACAAGUGGUUUCAUCGUAACAAGAUUCAUCCUUGUCCUAAUUUCUUUAGCAAAUUCUUUCGACUAUGCAGUGGGCCGUCCCCAGAACCCCAACCUGGUGCAUGAACCGCGCCACAUUUA